Molecule: messenger RNA, 1635 nt
Organism: Labrus mixtus (cuckoo wrasse)
Lineage: Eukaryota; Metazoa; Chordata; Actinopteri; Labriformes; Labridae
Product: tumor necrosis factor receptor superfamily member 5-like
Exons: 8
Coding region: 298-1026 (242 amino acids)
Biological process (GO): positive regulation of cytokine production involved in immune response; defense response to Gram-positive bacterium; apoptotic process
Cellular component (GO): external side of plasma membrane; membrane
Molecular function (GO): transmembrane signaling receptor activity; protein binding
Source: RefSeq, a predicted model, not a curated record
UUUAGAGGUGUUCUCUCUCUCAAACACCAACAGUUCAACAUUCAGUCUUCAUUCCCUCACCUGUUCAUGUCUGAGACCUUUUACACCUGGUGAACAAUCUGCACCUGUCAUGAAGAUGAAGAAGAUGAUGAAGAUGAUGAUGAUGAUGGUGAUCUCUCUCUGACUGCAGGAAGCUGAAAACACUUUUCUCUGGGAGUGUGUUACCUGUCCUGGUUUGGAGUUACAUUUCUCUUGGUCUUAAAUCUGCGUUGGUUCAAACAGACGAGGAAUCUGUGCUGGUCUUCUGUUACAGAGAGAAUGAGACUUGGAUCAGCUGCAGUGUUUCUGAUUCUCCUGAUGAACGUCUCCACAGGUCAAACUCUGACAUGUCCUCAAAAACAGUAUCAGAUAAAUGAUAGAUGCUGUCCUAUGUGUCCAGCUGGAGGUUGGGUUUAUGCAGACUGCACAGAGUCCAGAAGUACUGACUGUAAGCCCUGCUCUGAUGGAACCUUUAUGGACCAUCUGACUUCCCGUCCAGUCUGCUACAACUGUAAAAGCUGUGAUGAAGGUUCUGGUCUGAAGAUGAAGACGUGGUGUACGAUAGUAUCAGACACAGUUUGUGAACCUCUGGAAGGAUUUUACUGCUCAGACUCUAGAAAGGACGACUGUGUGGAAGCAAGGAAACACAGACGCUGUAAACCAGGAGAAUACAUCACAGAACACGGAACUUCCUCCACAGACACCGUGUGCUCGACCUGCUCUGAUGGAACAUUUUCAAACGGGACGUUUCCAUCUUGUCAGAAUCACACACAAUGUGAAUCAAAGGGUCGAGAGCUGCUGAAAGCAGGAACUAAGACAGAGGACGCUCAGUGUGGAGGACUACUGUUACACAGGACUGUACUGAUUAUCUUUGUUGUUGUUGUGAUGUCUUUAUUAUCUCUACUUUUAGUUUGUUAUCUCGGAUGGUGGAUAAUAAGACAUCUAAUCUCAGAAGUCAUAGCAGCAGUACUCUACUACCAGGUAUGUUUUAAACUCUCUUUACUCUAAAUCUGUUUUAUGUUCAAUGAUUUAAUAAAGUCUCUCUUAUUAAUGUUUCAUGUACAGGAAGGUGUGAAGUCAACCCUGGAGAAUCUGAUAUCAUAUGACUCCAAAGAGUCGAAGGGUGACACGGUUCAGAUUUAACUCCUGCAGAGUAAAUCAUCUCUAGGAUCCUGUUCUGGUCCAGCUGCUGGAUCCUGACACACUUUGUUGAUAUCUGUUUAUAUGUAUAUAUGUGUUUAUAUGUAUAUAUGUGUUUAUAUUUAUAUCUGUUUAUAUGUAUAUAUGUGUUUAUAUGUAUAUAUGUGUUUAUAUGUAUAUAUGUGUUUAUAUUUAUAUCUGUUUAUAUGUAUAUAUGUGUUUAUAUGUAUAUAUGUGUUUAUAUGUAUAUAUGUGUUUAUAUUUAUAUCUGUUUAUAUGUAUAUAUGUGUUUAUAUGUAUAUAUGUGUUUAUAUGUAUAUCUGUUUUUAUAUCUGGUCCAGUUUUGUUUUUCUGAGACGAUGAUUAGACACAAACACUUUCAUCAGCGUUCCAUUGGCUCUCUCACCAUCAAGUUUCUCUUGCAUUUCUUGUUACUAUUGUAAAAAGGAAUUAAUAAAAAGAUUUGAAUAAAUCAAA